This is a messenger RNA of Aspergillus heteromorphus CBS 117.55, 1496 nucleotides long. RefSeq names its product UBX domain protein. The record is from RefSeq and is a predicted model, not a curated record. Gene Ontology annotation, molecular function: protein binding. The transcript is spliced from 5 exons. Lineage: Eukaryota; Fungi; Ascomycota; Eurotiomycetes; Eurotiales; Aspergillaceae. The coding region runs from base 1 to 1353 and encodes 450 amino acids.
AUGUUCUAUGAGGGGAGUCUGGAGGAUGGAAUCAAAUCCGCCGUUGAGGACGAAAAGAUAGUGGUUUGCUUUGUACGAGAUGACGGACCGUUGAGCGACGAGUGGGAGGCUGGGCAUUUCAAGUUCCUUGAAAACUCCGUGCGAUACCUCUUAACCCGAGCAGUGGUGUUGCGCUUGACCAAGGAUAGCGAGGAAGCAGGCUUCCUGGAUUCCUUCUGUCCCAUCGAGAAGGCCCCCGCGGUGGUUGUGAUAAAGGACGGCAUGCUGUGCGAGUAUUUCGGCCCGGAUACGGAAAGGGAGGACUUUCGGCAUCGACUGGUUGAGAAAUUGAUCGAAGAUGAUCCGGAUGGUAGGCCGCUGGCUGUGAAGCCUAGACCAGUUCAACCAGCUCCACCAGUUGAUAGCGACUCGGAAGAAGAUGGAUACCGGUUUCCUGUACCCGUGGAUAUACAACUAGCACUUUUGGGGCCUCCAGAAUCAAUCCCGGACAACUCCAUUCCCGCUGAUUCGCCUGUGGCAGCGCUCCCAUACAGCAUGAGCAGGAUUCCAGAGAGUCGGUUCAAAAAACCCCGGGACAAACGCACCCGCGAAGGAAAGAGGCGAGACAAGGACACCAGAGCGUCCGAGCCAGAGAAGCCGCAGGACCAGAAACCAGAACCAUCCAAGCAGAGCCCCAAGCCCUCGAUCGAAGUGGAGCCGGCAUCCCCAAGUGCUCCCAAGCCAACCGAACCCACCGAAGUACCAUCGUCCACCCGGUCAUCUCCAAACCAGUACCGUCUUCAGGUCCGCCUCUUCGACGGCCGCUCCGUCCGUGGGAGCUUCACGCCCACGCAGACCAUCCGCGCGGAUGUCCGCCCCUGGCUCGAGACCCAGAUGGAAGAUGAAAAACACCCCUUCAAUCUCAAGCACAUCAUCACCCCUCUGCCUAGCCGCACGAUCACAAUAGCCGAGGAGGAGCGGACUCUCGAGGACCUCGGACUGGGCUCCACAGCCACCCUGGUCAUGGUCCCGAUCCAGUCCUACACCGAGGCGUAUGCCGGAUCAGCGGCCAGCCUGCCCGCCAGAGCGGCCUCGUCCGCGUAUGGGCUGGUUUCGUCUGCCGUCGGCACUGCGACAGGUCUUGUCGGGUCCUUGUUCGGAUACGGGCCAGCUCCUCCGGCAAAUGAAGCAGCGCCGUCCACGUCUGCUUCGAGGUCGACAUCCGCUGAUGGCGGAAGCAGACCUCGUCCGUCUGGGUCUCGGGGACCCGUUAUCCGGACCCUGAGCGAUCAGCGGAACGAGCGGGAUGAUAAGCAAUUCUAUAAUGGAAACCAGCUCAAUUUCCAACCGCGACAUGACUCCGACAGGAGAUGAGGAUAGACUAGACUGACUGAUCGGCUGUAGUUAUGCACACUGCAUGUACAACUCUUCAAUCCUUUGUCUUACAGUAAGUGUGCCAUCCUCUCUCUGUCUCUUUGAUUCAUGUAUCUAUUUACCCACCAGAAUGUCAAUACUAC